Molecule: messenger RNA, 1254 nt
Organism: Postia placenta MAD-698-R-SB12
Lineage: Eukaryota; Fungi; Basidiomycota; Agaricomycetes; Polyporales; Adustoporiaceae
Exons: 5
Coding region: 1-1254 (417 amino acids)
Biological process (GO): regulation of DNA-templated transcription
Molecular function (GO): DNA-binding transcription factor activity, RNA polymerase II-specific; zinc ion binding
Source: RefSeq, a predicted model, not a curated record
AUGUACCACCAUUCUCGAAUGUCCGGUGCCACUGACGCCGACGGCGGCGCAGCCUACUAUCCCGUCAUGCAGACCGACCUCUGUGCCACUGACUGCGAUAUUCGGUCAACGACUACACAGAAUAUGAACUACUCUCUGGCUGUCCAUCAGUCCGCCCCAUUCUUUGAGAUGCCGGGUAAUCCUACUCCCUUGUACCCCACUGGCGAGUUUGUUUACCGGCGGCCGUCAUCGGGCCAAGGAGAAUUCGCAGUAAUUCCUUACUUUGAAAACUCAUGCUAUCUAUCAACAGACGAGACGGAAUGCGACGCUGGCCCAUCCGGUAGAAACAAUAGCCCGUACCCUCAUUUAACCGAGUGUGCACCUCAUCAUUCCGUGCAUACUCCCGCGGAUGAGGCGAAAUACUCAACGCUUGCUUCGAGCGUUCCGUACCCCAUUGACACAUCGCGCAAAGGCGUAUUUGCGAGCCGUCAUGGCUCCGACUCUUCCUGGUCGUAUGAGUCUUCGCCUGAAUCCCCUCCGCUGGCGACGCCUCCGCAUCAGCACCCUUUGUCUGCUCAUGGGGAUACCUAUGUGAGCGACGACCUCAACUGGCAGCACGAUGCGGAUUGGGACACUCAUGUAAUGGGAAGCUGUCAACGGGUUGCACACCAUUUGCAACCGAAUGAUCACUCCAAUCGCAGUGGCUCGUAUCCAAUGUCCAACCUGAAUGUGCAUGGUGUGCAAGGUACACCGAAUAUGGAGUACAAUCAUAGCCUUGCGGGGUAUGGUGAAUAUCCCACGUCGUCAAGUCCGCAGCAUCCACCGCCGUCUGUGUAUGACUACUCGUCCUUCGAGAUGGCUUCAAUGCACUACACCUCAAUAGAAUCGCCGGCGUCAGCCAUACGCGCUCCACAGCCGCACAUGCCAGUGGGGCGCCGAACGUAUCAAGACGACCUAGAUUUGACGCAACCUCCUCAUCCUUCCUACAUUUUGUCUAUUCCUGUCGGGUCACCCCCACAGGCGCCGCUUCCUGUACCCCCACCCGUCGAAGACACGCCCAAAAAGCCCCUCACGUUGGCAUGCUUUUUCUGCCGUAAACGCAAGAUCGCAUGCGGCAGCCCGCCGCCAGGGAAGAUUGAUCGUACUUGCAAUCAAUGUGCACGUCGCAACCUCAAGUGUGUUUACCCUGAGGCCUCGCGGCGCGGGAUGCGCCCGAAGGUGUUGUACGAGAAGGACAUGCUGCAGGCAGCCGGGUUACCCGUACCGGUGUCAUGA